AAUGUCAAAAUUUCAAAAUUUCUCGCCCGCUUUUGAAGAAUGUGGAAUAUAAAAUUGCCUAGCAACGGAGUUGGCCUGGCCCUUUUCGGCUUGUGGAAGUUUAUUAACUUUCAUUACAGCACACAUUCGGCAGUAUGGUGCUUAUCACCGAAGAGCUGGUCCGCAAGAAAUCAGAGCACAAUGAACGUCUAAUCAGCACGCUGGAAGAGAUCUCCUUGCACCAGGAGGACAUCGAGGUAAUUGAACACAUCCAGAACUGGUGUCGCGACCUCAAGAUCCUACUCCUCCAAUCCAACCUGAUUGCGCGCCUGGAGAACUUGCACAAGCUGAAGCGCCUGGAGUACCUCAAUGUGGCCAUCAACAACAUAGAACGAGUGGAGAAUCUGGAGGGCUGUGAGUCGCUUAGUAAACUGGAUCUUACUUUAAACUUUAUAAGAGAGCUAACCAGUGUUGAGUCGCUAUGUGGCAAUUACAAUCUCCGCGAGUUGGUACUCAUUGGUAAUCCUUGCGUGGAUUAUCCGCACUACAGGGACUACGUGGUGGCCACCUUGCCACAGCUGAACAGUUUGGAUUGCGUGGAGAUCACUCCCUCGGAACGUCUGCGAGCGUUGCGGGAACUGUCCAAGAACCGGUCCAUCAUUGUUCAGAAGCAGGUAGAACAGGACAUCGAACGUGAUGAGCAGCGUAUCCGGGUGGCGAAGCAGCAGUCCGCUCUGGCUGAACAUUGUGCCGGCAUAGAGGACGAAGAAGAGCGCAUAAAGGCCUUUUGGCAGGCGAAGAGCGAGCACUGCCCGGAGAUUCGCACAGAGAUCGCUCGGCAACACCGAUUGGGACGGGAGCGGCACGAAACCAAGUCCCCACUGGACCCUCUGAAGCCACAGCGCAACCUCUUCGCUCCUUGUGGCAGACCCUACAAUCUGAACCAGGCCAAACUGCCCUUUAAGUUUCGGGAUGAGGCCGACCAUUACUUGCUCCAACUGGAGGUGUACAGACACCUGGAUACCUCUCUAAUUGACGUCGAUGUGCAGACCACAUACACUAGAGUCACCGUCAAAAAAAAGAUCUUCCAGAUCGCGUACAGCGAGGAGGUCAAGCCGGAUGAGUCCACUGUGCAGCGUUCCCAGAUUACAGGUCACCUUGUGGUCAAUCUUAAGAAGCUAAAAGUUAACGAGCUGCUGAUAGCCAAGAAAAGCCCGACUAAAAGCCCUGCCGCCCCUUUUGAUGCAGGAAAAAAAGAUGGGAAACCGGAGGAAGCGUUUCACGGAGGAGUAGUGGACAUCAGCAACAUUUGUGCACCCGAAGAUCUUCCCGAUUUAAUUUGAGACUGUGUUCAUUAUUUAAAAAUGGUUUAUUUAAAU
Molecule: messenger RNA, 1358 nt
Organism: Drosophila melanogaster (fruit fly)
Lineage: Eukaryota; Metazoa; Arthropoda; Insecta; Diptera; Drosophilidae
Gene: tilB
Product: touch insensitive larva B
Exons: 5
Coding region: 135-1322 (395 amino acids)
Cellular component (GO): cytoplasm; motile cilium; dendrite
Source: RefSeq, marked reviewed